GACGGAAUCACCUUCUUCUCCUUACAGUUUUAGAAGUGAAAAUAAAAUGGGUUACAGGACGGUAGUGAUGUACAUGGAGAUAGGCUGCUUUGUGGUGUGCGUGUCAGGGUGGAUCCUGGUGUGUUCCACCAUGCCUACAGAGAUCUGGACCUGGUCUGAGGUGGGCAGCAUUGUCCUGACUACGUCCAACUACUUCUCCAACCUGUGGAAGGAUUGUGUGUCAGAUUCCACUGGUGUGUCUGACUGCAAGGGAAUCCCUUCUUUGCUGGCACUUAACUGGGACAUUCACAUGUGCCGAGCCCUCAUCAUCACCGCCAUCAUCCUGUCCUUCUUUGGGUCGGUUCUGGUCAUGGUGGGAAUGAAGUGUACCAAAAUCGGGGGGUCUGAGCUCGCUAAAGCAAGGGUGACCUUUGCUGGGGGGAUGAAUUACUUCAUCGCAGGUUUGUGCUCCAUGACGGCUUUCUCCUACUACGGAAACAAAAUAAGAGCGGAAUUCCAAGACCCAAGCUACAGAGAACAGAAGUUUGAAAUAGGUGUCGGGGUGUUCAUCGGCUGGGCGGGUUCCACUUUGCUGGUGGUUGGAGGUCUCAUUUACAGCAUCUUCGCCGGGAGGGAGGGAUGCCAGUCAAGCUAUAAAAGCGAGCCUGCCUACAUGUUACCUGAUCCCUACUUAGCUUCGCCCCUAAAGAAGAAGGUACCUGGUGCAGAUGUUAGUGACAGCAGGAAGUCACAGAUCAGCAGCAUCAGUAGUAGUACUACUAGUAGUAGUAGUACUAGAAAUAGUAGUAGUAGUAGUAGUAGUAGUAAGAGUGGCUCUGCAGUGACCAGCAGCACCAGAACAUCAGCCACUAACGCAUAUGUGUGAUGUCAUGGUUCAAUGUUUGUAUGUCACCCUUUGUUUGACUCUUCCUAAUUGAAACUUUAAUUAUGACUGAUCAUACAAUCAUACAAAACCCAAAACUAGUGAAGAUGGCAUGUUGUGUAAAUGGUAAAUAAAAACACAAUACAAUGAUUUGCAAAUUCUUUUCAACCUAUAUUCAAUUGAAUAGAUUGCAAAGACAAGAUACUUAACGUUCGAACUGUUAAACUAUGUAAUUUUUUGCAAAUAUUAGCUCAUUUGGAAUUUGAUGCCUGCAACGUGUUUUAAAAAAGCUGGCACUAGUGGCAAAAAAAAGACUGAGAAAGUUGAGGAAUGCUCAUCCAACAGUUAUUUGGAACAUCCCACAGGUGAACGGGCUAAUAGGGAACAGGUGGGUGCCAUGAUUGGGUAAAAAAGCAGUUUCCAUGAAAUGCUCAGUCAUUCACAAACAAGGAUGAGGCGAGGGUCACCACUUUGUGAACAAAUGCGUGAGCAAAUGCGUGAGCAAAUUGUCCAAACAGUUUAAGAACAACAUUUCUCAACCAGCUAUUGCAAGGAAUUUAGGGAUUUCAUGACGGUCUUUAAUAUCAUCAAAAGGGUCAGAGAAUCUGGAGAAAUCACUGCAUGUAAGCGAUGAUAUUACGGACCUUCGAUCCCACAGGCGGAACUGCAUCAAAAAGCGACAUCAGUGUGUAAAGGAUAUCACCACAUGGGCUCAGGAACACUUCAGAAAACCACUGUCAGUAACUACAGUUUGUCGCUACAUCUGUGAGUGCAAGUUAUAACUCUACUACUCAAAGCCAAAGCCAUUUAUCAACAACACCCAGAAACGCCGCCGGCUUCGCUGGGCCCGAGCUCAUCUAAGAUGGACUGAUGCAAAGUGUAAAAGUGUUCUGUGGUCUGACGAGUCCACAUUUCAAAUUGUUUUUGGAAAUUGGGGACGUCGUGUCCUCCGGAACAAAGAGGAAAAGAACCAUCCGGAUUGUUAUGGGCGCAAAGUUCAAAAGCCAGCAUCUGUGAUGGUAUGGCGACGUAUUACAGCUCAAGGCAUGGGGAACUUACACAUCUGUGAAGGCACCUUUAAUGCUGAAAGGUACAUACAGGUUUUGGAGCAACAUAUGUUGCCAUCCAAGCAACGUUAUCAUGGACGCCCAUGCUUAUUUCAGCAAGACAAUGCCAAGCCACGUGCUACAACAGCGUGGUUUCAUCGUAAAAGAGUGCGGGUACUAGACUGGCCUGCCUGUAGUCCAGACCUGCCUUCCAUUGAAAAUGUGUGGCGCAUUAUGAAGCCUAAAAUACCACAACGGAGAACCCGGACUGUUGAACAACUUAAGCUGUACAUCAAGCAAGAAUGGGAAAUAAUUCCACCUAAAAAGCUUCAAAAAUGUGUUUCCUCAGUUCCCAAACGUUGUUAAAAGGAAAGGCCAUGUAACACAGUGGUAAAAAUCCCCUUGUGACAACUUUUUUGCAACUUGUUGCUGCCAUUAAAUUCUAAGUUAAUGAAUAUUUGCAAAAAAAAAAAAUUAAGUUUCUCAGUUGGAACAUUAAAUAUAUUGUAUUUGCAGUCUAUUCAAUUGAAUAUAAGUUGAAAAGGAUUUGCAAAUCAUUGUAUUCUGUUUUUGUUUACGAAUUACACAACGUGCCAACUUCACUGGUUUUGGGUUUUGUAUAAUGGUUCCCCCAGAAAUGUGCCAAUAAUAAGCUACUGUUACAAUCAUGUGUUUUCCUAAAUGUAAUAAGUCACUUAAAGAAAGGUUCUUGUUCAUGAAAAUGCAAAAGUUUUUAUUUGCUAAAUAAACCAACAUUUGAAGAUACAAUGAAGUAUACAUUGCUAUUUGGAUAUGCUUGUAUUAUCAUUAUUAUCAUUAUUAUUGUUGUUGUUGUAACGGUUCAGGUUGUUUUGAUUGUAUACACAUGUUUUUAAUAAUGCAGAAUAAAGUGUGAUCAAAAUCAAAUACAAUACUUAAUAAUGUAUGUACAGUAUGUAUACUGCAUGUACAUCUAUGUAUGAAAGUAAUAUGUAUCGACAUCAUGUAAAAUGUUGGAAAUAAAAACUGCUAUGGUAGUUUAUCUUGACAAAGA
Nerophis lumbriciformis (worm pipefish) is the source of this 2941-nucleotide messenger RNA. RefSeq names its product claudin-10-like. Lineage: Eukaryota; Metazoa; Chordata; Actinopteri; Syngnathiformes; Syngnathidae. Gene Ontology annotation, cellular component: membrane; bicellular tight junction. The record is from RefSeq and is a predicted model, not a curated record. Gene Ontology annotation, molecular function: structural molecule activity.